AGGAAGAUCCGCCCUCUCUCCUUAGCUUACAAUUUGUGCCUGAGAUCUCGCCUUUUAGAUGAUUUUAUUACAUUCUUCGAGAAAAGGCUGAGAGAGAGAGGCGCUCUAUUUCAGGUUUAUUCGGGACCCCGGUUGAUCUCUGGAGCGGAGGCGGUCAAAGGAACUGAGGAAGUUGACGAGAGGGACGGAUUUUCAGUUCAGCUGUCUUUUUUGUUUCGCUCAGAUUUCCUUAUGUGGGAAGCUGGCUGCAGUUUGCUGAGAAUCGCCCUAGAGCCUCUCAGAUCCGCCGGCGAAUCCCCGGAUCUCUUUGUAUUAUGACUCUGAGUUCUGAUAUGUCCGGUGCGUCCAUCGUCUCGGAAGAGACCGACAUAGAUGUGGUGGGAGACGGAGCGGAAGGGGACGAGGACGAGACAACCCGGGGGGGCAACUCGUUCGUGAGCCAAAUGCGCGCUGAUAUCCUCACGCCUCGGUCGCCCUCCGGCUCCUGCGCGGACAGUCCGUCCAACCGGGACACUUACAAAGCGACCAGCAAAAACCCUCUGGUGAAGCCUCCUUACUCUUACAUAGCCCUGAUCACAAUGGCCAUCCUGCAGAGUCCGAAGAAGAGACUGACUCUGAGCGAGAUCUGCGAAUUCAUCAGUAAUAGGUUCCCUUACUACAGGGAGAAGUUCCCCGCUUGGCAGAACUCAAUCAGGCACAAUUUGUCCUUAAAUGACUGCUUCGUCAAAAUACCCAGGGAGCCGGGUAAUCCUGGCAAAGGCAACUACUGGACGCUGGACCCCGAAUCUGCUGAUAUGUUUGACAACGGCAGCUUUUUACGGAGACGUAAACGGUUCAAAAGACAGCAGUCGGCGGAUUUGCUCCGGGACCAUGCAUCCUUCAAGGCAGGCCCAGUCCGUCCCCGCUCCGCCCGUGUUGCCCGCCAGCGAGCUAGCCAGGAACUCCUUCUACCCGCAGCUCAGUCCGCCACUAACCCUGGGACAUUCUGUCAAACACAACUCGACCAUGUCACGGUCCCCCUUCUCCAUAGAAAAUAUCAUAGGGGGCAACGCCACUCCAGCCAGCUGCUCGUCCCAGUCUCCAGCCGUUCCUCUAUUAUCAUCAAUACCUUCCUCUUCAUCGGCUCUGCCAAGUCUGCAUCAAGAAACUGUCACACAAAAUGCAGGGAACUUUAAUGGUAGGAUUCCAAAUGUUAACGGCUGUUUAUAGACUUUAAUGUACGUCUCUCUCUGAAGGUAGGAUUAUUUUUGUACAUUUCCUAUACGUCAACAAAACGCGGAUUCCCACGAGUUCAGCUGUAUAUAUAUUUAUGUACACUUCCAAAGACUUGACUUAAAAUGCAGAAAUAUCUGUAAAGCGUUAUAUUAAAAGACACUAAAUAGGUACUGUUUUAAAAACUGGUGUUUUUGGGACAUCUCAGGUGUAAAAAUUCAAAUUGACUCAGAAAAUUUAAAAUAGCAUUGGAGGUGAUAAAAAGUAACUCUGUUUAUAGGAGUCCACCAAAUAGUUUAUCUACCAGUCACUCUGUACAGUAAAAAAUAACCUCGUUAAAGAAUGUAAUGGGUAAAAUAAAAUAAAACAAAAUUCUAAACUGUGAAACAGAAGAUUUUGAAAUGCCUUUCUAUCUGAUAUUUUUAACCUGUGUUUUGUAUAAGGAUGUUAUGUUUUAUAGACUAUGUACCUUUCUAAGGCAAAAUAAUUGUUAAGACAUGAAUACUGGCAAACAAUCUUGUAUUAUUUUAAUGCAUCGUUUUCUCAUUUUCUUAAAAAAAAUAAAAAUGAUAAUUUAAAAUA
Messenger RNA from Amblyraja radiata (thorny skate), 1794 nucleotides. It is a transcript of the gene foxd1, whose product is annotated as forkhead box D1. The transcript is spliced from 2 exons. Bases 315 to 1175 code for a protein of 286 amino acids. The record is from RefSeq and is a predicted model, not a curated record. NCBI's taxonomy places the organism in Eukaryota, Metazoa, Chordata, Chondrichthyes, Rajiformes, Rajidae. Gene Ontology annotation, molecular function: DNA-binding transcription factor activity, RNA polymerase II-specific; RNA polymerase II cis-regulatory region sequence-specific DNA binding. Gene Ontology annotation, biological process: cell differentiation; regulation of transcription by RNA polymerase II; anatomical structure morphogenesis.